AUGGCUGCCGCUGCCCCUCCCAGGGACUUCCUCUCCGGCCACCCCGGCCACCUUCUGCACCGUGCUAACCACCGCCUUCUUCGCCGCUGCCUUGUUCAACUCGCGCUCCCGUCUGUCCCACCUGUCUGCGCCUACGACUUUGAUACCGACGAGGCUCAGACCGCUGCUCUCGCCCAGUUCCGCGAGGAGCUGACCGCCGCCGGUCUGAUCCCCGCCGACCUCGCCGCCGCCAAGGAGACUGUCGGCUACGACCGUUUCGACGACACCACCCUCCUCCGCUUCCUCCGUGCCCGCAAGUUUGACCUCCCCAAGGCCACGCUCAUGUGGGAGGCCAACGAGAAGUGGCGCAAGGAGUUUGGCACCGAUGAGAUUGCCAAGAACGGCUUCGACUACGCUGAGGCUGCUGGUGUCGACAAGUACUACCCCCAGUUCUACCACAAGAUCGACCGUGAGGGCCGCCCCGUCUACAUUGAGCAGCUCGGCAAGCUCGACAUUACCGCCCUCUACAAGCUCACCACCCAGGAGCGCCAGCUCAAGCACCUCGUCGACGGUUACGAGAAGUUCCUCUCGCAGCGUCUCCCCGCUUGCUCCGAGCAGACCGGCACCCUCGUCGAGACCUCGUGCACCAUCCUUGACCUGUACAACGCCGGUAUCUCGACCUUCUACAAGGUCAAGGACUAUGUCUCGGCCGCGUCCACCAUUGGCCAGAACUACUACCCCGAGACCAUGGGCCACAUGUUCAUCAUCAACGCUCCUUACCUCUUCGCCACCGUCUGGUCGCUCAUCAAGCCCUGGCUCGACGAGGCUACCCAGAAGAAGAUCCACAUCCUCGGCAAAAACUACAAGGAGGAGCUCACCAAGUACAUCCCCGCCGAGAACCUGCCCAAGAACCUCGGCGGCACCUGUCAGUGCGUCGGCGGCUGCUCCCUCUCCAACGCCGGCCCCUGGCACGUCGUCGCCCAGGCUCCCGAGGGCGACGCAACCCCCACCACUGCCUAA
Apiotrichum porosum is the source of this 999-nucleotide messenger RNA. It is a transcript of the gene SEC14, whose product is annotated as S14 cytosolic factor. The transcript is spliced from 6 exons. The record is from RefSeq and is a predicted model, not a curated record. Lineage: Eukaryota; Fungi; Basidiomycota; Tremellomycetes; Trichosporonales; Trichosporonaceae. Bases 1 to 999 code for a protein of 332 amino acids.